Molecule: messenger RNA, 807 nt
Organism: Lizanozyma spartinae
Lineage: Eukaryota; Fungi; Ascomycota; Pichiomycetes; Serinales; Debaryomycetaceae
Exons: 1
Coding region: 1-807 (268 amino acids)
Biological process (GO): actin cytoskeleton organization; barbed-end actin filament capping
Cellular component (GO): F-actin capping protein complex; actin cortical patch
Molecular function (GO): actin filament binding
Source: RefSeq, a predicted model, not a curated record
AUGGCUUCAAAAAUUGAGGAUGUGGUUGCAUCAUUAGUCAGCAGUGCACCUCCAGGAGAGCUUUCACAGGCUGCAACCGAUUUAGGUGCUUUGCUCAGUGGUAGGGCCAACCAAAGUAUCAUCAACACUGCACUUGAAUCGUAUGCCACCGAAGAAGGUGCUAUUGUUGCUGGGAAUUAUGUGAUCAGCAAACACAGUAAGUUGGCUGGGUCAACUAAGUACAUUGACUAUGUUAGUGGGAAAGCUUUCAACGUUGACUUGAAGGCCAAUAAAGUUCUUGAUGUCGAGGACCAUAACGUUAGUGAUAAGGUUAGUAGUAUUAGCUACUUUGAUUCGUUAGUGAAGGCAUUGAAUCAAUAUGGAGAAGACCAUUUCCCCUCCUUAUAUGCCUUUAAUGUCAUCCCAGAUGGCUCAGACUUACAUAUCAUCAUAGUUGGCCAAAGGGUAAACCCUGAUAACUUCUACACAGGCCAAUGGAGAUCACACUAUGUUGUUUCUCAAGGUAAGGACACCAUCAAUGGAGACGUGUCAUUGGAUAUACAUUAUUAUGAAGACGGGAAUGUCCGGUUAACCUUUGGAGAGAAGUUGAAGGACACUACGGUUUCUGAGAAUGCAUCGGCCAUCGUGAAUGCUAUUGAUGAGUUUGAAUCUACCACUAGUAUGACUAUUGUGGGGAAGUUUGAGGAGUUGAACCAAAAGUCGUUUAAGAACUUACGGAGAUUAUUACCCGUGACUCGGUCCAAGAUUCAAUGGGGAAAAGCUAUCGGUAACUAUCGGUUAGGAUCGGAUGUUGUCAACAAGAAAUAG